Dictyostelium purpureum is the source of this 2631-nucleotide messenger RNA. RefSeq lists its product as uncharacterized. Bases 1 to 2631 code for a protein of 876 amino acids. The transcript has 2 exons. Lineage: Eukaryota; Evosea; Eumycetozoa; Dictyosteliales; Dictyosteliaceae. The record is from RefSeq and is a predicted model, not a curated record. Gene Ontology annotation, molecular function: protein binding.
AUGAAAGAAGAAAUGGUUCAAGUCCAUUUAAGAAUAGAGGUUGUUAAUAUCGACGAUUCAACAAACCAAACUCUAAGUAAUUUGAAAAGUCUUAGAGAGUUAAAGAGUUUUUUAAAUAGAAACAGUCAAUAUAUAAUAGAGGAGAAUGAAGGUGUAGAUGAAAAUGAUAGACCUUCUUAUAAAAUCAGAAUCGAUAAGAGUAUUAAUAAUAGUAACAGCAAUUAUAAUAGUAAUAAUAAUAACAGCAAUUAUAAUAGUAAUAAUAGUACCAGAAAUUAUAGCAGCAAUUAUAAUAGUAAUAAUACCAUUAAUAAUACCAUUAAUAAUAGUAUUAAUAAUACCAUUAAUAAUAGUAUUAAAAAUACCAUUUAUAAUAGUAUUAAUAAUAACAAUAAUAAUAACAAUAAUGAUAAUGAUAAUGAAAAUAAUAAUAAUGAAAAUAAUAAUGAAAAUAAUAAUAAUAAUGAAAAUAAUAAUGUGGAAAGUGAUUCACAAAAUAAUGAGGAAGAUGAAAAUAAUCAAAAGAUUGGUUGGUUUAAAUCACUUUUAAGAAUUGGUUUUAAAAAAGAUGCAUUCAAAAGAGUUGAGAUGGAUAAUAAUUUAGAUUUUUCAAAAUUAUUAAUAGAAAAAAACAAUAAAAUACUCAGCGAUAUUAGAAAUGAAAAGGGCCAAACACUUCUCAAUUUUGCAUCACAUUUAAAUAAUACUGCUGUGGUUAAGGAUUUAUUAAAGAUUUUUGUAGAUCAAAACAAAAUGGAUAAAGAGGGACUUACAGCUUUGCAUCAUUCAGUAAUUAAUAAUAAUUUAGAAAUAGGUUCAGAAUUAUUAAAUUUUAGUGCAAAUCCAAAUACUUUAUCAAUAAAUUAUUAUACACCCUUAAUUUUGGCAAUUCAAAGAAAAUAUGACAACUUUGUAGAAUUCUUCUUUGAAAAAAGGUUACCAUCUGAUUUAUUACCAGCAAAUUAUAAAUUGUAUAAAAGAAAUAUACCAAUCGAGCCAGAUUUUUGCGAUUCAAAUUCAGCAACACCAUUAAUGUGGUCAAUUAGAAGUGAUAAUAUCCAUGCUCUUCGAUUAUUAUUAAAGAAUGGAGCAACACUAAAGUUAAGGGACUCUAAAGGAAGAACUGCAUCGUAUAUAGCAAGAAAGUGUGGCAACAUUGAUGUAUUUAGAUAUUUAAAUGAAUGGUUUCAACUAGAAAAAGAUACAAAGUUUAGAAUUAGAUUCACAAGAACUAUAAAGACCAAAGAAGAGGCCAAAAACGAUAAGAAGAGAAGAGAUGACGAAAAGAAAGAAAUAUUAAGGCUUAGAAAUAAUAGAUUGGAAAUGGCAAGAAGAGAAGAAGAGAGAGAAGAAAGAGAAAUCAGAGAAAAGCAAAGAAAAGAAAGAGAAAGAAGACAAAAAGAAUGGGAACUCAAUGAAGAGUAUAUUAAAGAAAUAGUGUUGGUACGUGACAAAUUUAUUUUAGAUAAUACUUUUCAAUAUGAUCAUAGUUUAAAUGGUGAUUUAAAUGGGACAUUGGAAUUUUUAAAUGAUUAUUUUUUAUUUGAAUAUGACCCAAAUGAUCCAAAAAAAAAGAGAAAGAGAAAGAGAAUAAUCGACUAUAACAAAACAGUCUAUUAUGGUUUUCCAGGAUUUGAAGAUAGCGAUGAAGAGUUUGGACCUAGAACAAACCCAAAUUUCAAUAUAUCAGCAUUUGAUAAAAAAAAAAGUAUUCCCAACGAAAAAAAAAGGAUAUAUAGAUUAAACGAUCCAAAUUAUAAUAUCACCCGUAUAACAGAAGUCAUUGACCGUUUAUUCCAUAACUUCAACACCGAUACAAGGGAGCGAUACUGUUCCAAUAGAAUUUGUGAGAAUUGCCGCACAACCAUUGAUGAAGGAUAUAAUCAUAUUUGUAAUAUAGGGUUAUUUUUUAAUGAAGAAAUUGAAUUCAAUAAAGAUGAAGUCAUUAUUUUCUAUAAGAAGAUCUAUGUUGAUGCACCAGUAAAUGGUGUUAAACUACCUUUCAAGAAUUCGGUAUUAUCAAGAAAUUUAAUUGGUCAUUAUACAAUUGGCUCAUAUAAACCAAAAAAAAUCUAUAUAGAACCAGUACCUCAAUUAUAUAAUAGUAGUUGUCAAUUACGUGGUGAAACCAAAAAAAAGUUUUACGAAUAUAUGGAAUUUUUAUUUUCUCAAAAUUUUUUAAAUUACGAAUUAAAAAGAAAAGAAUUUAAAAAACAACAAAAACAAAAUAAACAAAAAUCAAAAAAUAAUAUUGAUGGUAAUAAUAUUAAUAAUAAUAAUAAUAAUAAUAAUAGUAAUAUUUUACAAUUACCAUUUGCAACCACUACUACCACUACAACCACUACAACCACUACAACCAAUACCACUACUACAGCUCCUACAGUCUCAAAUUCAUCAAUUACAACAUUGGCACAGGAUGCAGGUAGCAUCAGUUAUGGGAAAAUAAAGCCAAAUUCCGAAAAAUUUAGUAAAAAAAUGUGUAAUUUGUGCAAUAUUUAUUCAAUAGAUUGUGUUUUAAGUUGUGGUCACCGAGUAAUUUGCAGUAAUUGCUCUUUUAAUAUCAAAGGUUGUCCACAAUGUUAUUCAAAUAUUAAAAAAGUAAAGUAUUUUAAACCAAAAGAAAAUAAAUAA